AUGCUAGCGUUUAGCAGCAGCUUUAUUCGACGUGAAGCUGAACUGUGCAGCAGAUUUUGCUGGUGCCUGUCGAAGCAUCGCUUGUUACUCAUCCUGGUUGUUAUUUUAUUCAUCAUGUGGCAAGUGUAUGCGUACUUCCGUUACUCCUUGGCCGAAUUUACGCAAAGAGUAUCCAACAAAGACCUGAAGAUCCUCAACGAAACUCUCCUCAUCUUCAUUCAAGCAGCGGAAUCAGCCAAUCUCACUUACUUUUUGUAUGGUGGCAGCCUCCUGGGAUCUUACCGCCACCAUGGAAUCAUACCAUGGGAUGACGAUGUUGACGUCAUGAUGAACUCCUCACAGAAAUCAUUAAUUGAACAGACAUUAAGAGAAUAUAAGCCUCGGUUUGGUGUUUAUACACACCCCAAGACACAAUGGAAAUUCUAUUAUGCUAAUACAAAUACUUUAUUAGACAAACCCUUCCGAUGGCCAUAUGUUGAUAUAUUCUUUUUCCAGGAGGACAAGGAAUAUAUCUGGGACGAGUUACCGUCGUUCAAGUCUUCGUAUACGCUAAAAAAGUCUAAAGUAUUCCCUCUUCGUCGUCGCCCUUUUAAUGGACUCCUACUUCAGACCCCUUGCAACCCAGAAUCUACUCAUAUCUAUCUAUCUAUCUAUCUAUCUAUCUAUCUAUCUAUGUCUACUCAUAUCUAUCUAUCUAUCUAUCUAUGUCUACUCAUAUCUAUCUAUCUAUCUAUGUCUACUCAUAUCUGUCUACUCAUAUCUAUCUAUCUAUGUCUACUCCUAUCUAUCUAUCUAUCUAUCUAUCUAUGA
Messenger RNA from Acanthosepion pharaonis, 810 nucleotides. NCBI's taxonomy places the organism in Eukaryota, Metazoa, Mollusca, Cephalopoda, Sepiida, Sepiidae. The record is from the annotation of a GenBank genome assembly.